Molecule: messenger RNA, 1647 nt
Organism: Phalacrocorax carbo (great cormorant)
Lineage: Eukaryota; Metazoa; Chordata; Aves; Suliformes; Phalacrocoracidae
Source: RefSeq, a predicted model, not a curated record
GCGGGGCGGGCGGGAGAUGGCGGCCUGGGCGCGGGCGGUGCGGGGGCUGCUGCUGGACGUUAGCGGCGUCCUCUACGAUAGCGGCGGCGACGGCGGGGUGCCCAUCGCCGGCUCGGUGGAGGCGGUGCGCAGGAUCAAAGCGUCUGGUCUGAAGUUGCGGUUCUGCACUAACGAAACCCAAGCAACCAGGGAGAAGUUCGUGAAGAAACUCCAGGGCAUGGGCUUUGACAUCUCCGUGGCUGAAGUCACUGCCCCAGCACCAGCAGCCUGCCGCAUUUUGAAGGAGCGCAGCCUGAGGCCACACUUGCUUGUGCACAGCGAUCUUGUCCCUGAAUUUGCUGAGAUUGAUAAAGCAAAUCCAAACUGCGUGGUUAUCGGAGAUGCAGCAGAAAACUUCACCUAUGCAAACCUUAAUGAAGCUUUCCGAGUUCUGAUUGGGAUGGAGAAGCCUAUUUUGAUCUCCCUCGGAAGAGGACGCUACUAUAAAGAAACUGAUGGUCUGAAACUUGAUGUUGGAGCAUAUAUGAAGGCAUUAGAGUAUGCUUGUGAUGUUCAAGCUGAGGUAGUGGGAAAACCAGCAAAAAUGUUUUUUGAGUCAGCCUUGGCAGAAAUGGGAGUUCCACCGCAGCAGGCCAUCAUGAUUGGAGAUGAUAUUGUGAAUGAUGUCGGAGGGGCCCAGCGGUGCGGUAUGAGAGCUCUGCAAGUGCGGACAGGGAAGUACAGGCCUUGCGAUGAAAACCACCCCCACGUGAAGCCUGACGCGUACGUGAACAACCUCGCCGAAGCAGUUGACAUUAUCCUCCAGCAGCUGUGAAACCGACGGCGCUGCGGGCGACUGGAAGGAACAAGGAGGAGGCCUUGCAUGCAGCCCCUCAAUGAGGCCGCUUCAUCCCCGCCAUGAGGCCACUUCAUCCCCUCCCGCCUCCAUCUGACGUUAACAGACCCAGACCCAGCCUUGCCCGGGGUGGCGAACACCUGCAAUCCUAAAUGUUUCGUGUAACGGUACUAAAACUAUCUACUGACCUCCUCAGGGGAAUGCUGAACUUGCUGUCCUCUGGCACGUCUUGAACAUCUUCCCCUUGGUGCCCUGCCCCUGCCAGCACAGGCAAAAUCAGCUCUCCCAAAAGUGCCAGGUUUUUCCCUGGCUGGGGCUGAGCCUCGUCUGCCUGAGGGGAGCCCUGAGGGCGGUGAGGAGCCUCUGCCUCCCACCAUGCUGGGAGGCUCUGUCCCUCUGAGUCUUUGCUCACACAAGGGACCCAGCCCGGAGAUACCCAAGUGGGAAACGGGGGGCCCUUCACGGACAAGCUUUGCUGUUUAACUCACCCUUUCUGUGCCUUUUGGGAUGCCCAAGAUGGGAUGAGGGAUGUCCUUGAGGGGUGAUGGAGGCUGCCAAGCCCUGAGCUGGGGUGUGCCGGCCCAGGCCCGCUCUGCACCGUCCCAUGUGUGCCUCUUGCUAUGGGUGGCACAAAAACCCUGGGGAGGGGGACAGCCCCAGCACCCUUGGCAAGCCGGAAACCAUGUUUCUGCCACAUUUAGCCCCUGUCCAGCAGCGCCCUGGGUUAGGGCUCCGAAAUCCAGUAACGCUGCGUCACAUUAUGGAAAACCGUGUUGUCCUGUGGGGAAUAAACCUCAUCCUGUGCAUCUGGA